Manis javanica (Malayan pangolin) is the source of this 708-nucleotide messenger RNA. It is a transcript of the gene SPMIP5, whose product is annotated as sperm microtubule inner protein 5. NCBI's taxonomy places the organism in Eukaryota, Metazoa, Chordata, Mammalia, Pholidota, Manidae. The record is from RefSeq and is a predicted model, not a curated record.
AUGGAAUCUUCCAAGACGUUCAUGAGACACCUGCCAAUCACACCAGGUUAUAGUGGCUUCGUGCCGUACCUUAGCUGCGAGGGAAUCUCCGUCGAGGAUGACAUGUCCCACUGUCUGAAAACCUUCCAGGAGAACACACAGCGAUAUAAAGACCGGCUGGAGGAACUCCGCUGCUCCGUGGCCACUGCCCAGAAACUAAAGCCCACCUGCUCCGAGGAGAUGGUCUUGCAGGCCCUGCACCAGUACCACCAGCAGUACCACCCCAUGGAGCUGGAAUGCAAAGACGUCAAGAGACCUCUCCAGGAGCCCCCGAUCCCUGGCUGGGCAGGCUACCUGCCGAGGGCCAGGGUCACUGAGUUAGGCUGUGCCACACGGUACACAGUCAUGGCCAGAAACUGCUACAGAGACUUCCUGGACAUCACGGAGCGGGCCAAGAGAGCGCACCUGAAGCCGUGUGAGGAAAUAUACGGAGUUAGGUCUACACAACCUCCUCCUGCCCCUUCUCCAAAAGUUUUGCAGCACAAAGGGCUGCUGCCAAAAUAUCCGGAUUUCUCUAUUCCAGGUGGUAGCUGUCCUGCCCUUGGAAGACCCAUGAUAGAGGACCCCAGGCCUCCACUGAUGUGUGGCUAUGCUCAGAGGCCAAAUGUGUCAUGCAACAGGAAGAGUUAUCUAGAACCACUGAACUCAGCAAAGUAUACGGAAGGCUAG